Aspergillus calidoustus is the source of this 2211-nucleotide messenger RNA. The record is from the annotation of a GenBank genome assembly. Lineage: Eukaryota; Fungi; Ascomycota; Eurotiomycetes; Eurotiales; Aspergillaceae.
AUGUCGACGCCAAAACUCUCAUCCCGGUCGCUGGCGCGCCUCCCCACCGAAAUCCUCCUAUCGAUCGCCGAGCUCCUCUACCUCAGAGACCUGAACGCGCUCCUCCAAACCUGCCGCCAUCUGGCCAGCGUCUUCCACGACCGGUUCUAUCGUCUCGCCGUCACGUACACAUUUACCGAGCAAUACCGUCUGAAAAGUCCGUUGACGUGGGUGGCGGAACAUGGCAGAGCAUCGGGGGCGCGGAAGCUUCUGGACGCCGGCGCAGACGUCAACAAACUAGUGGACGGGUUCUCGGCGCUCCAUUACGCUGCGGCAGGCGGACAUAGUGAUGUGGUUUCUAUUCUUAUUGAGGCGGGAGCGAACCAUUUGGAGCCCGGGAAACAGGGGAAGCCCCCGGUUGUACUCGCCGCGCGACACGGGCAUCUGGAUGUGAUACGCUUGCUGGUGAGGCUUAUGGGUACAGAAAGUGCGGGCAGACAGGAGUUAUACCUGCGGGCACUGUCGCUGGCAGUCUACUUUGGCCAUUUGCCUGUCGUUCGGUUCAUGUUGGAGAACGCCGGGGUAAAGCCAAAGCCGAGUGCGGACGAGGAGGGUGAGAGAACCUGGUUCGAUCUGUCUCGAGACAAUACACUGAUUCACGAGGCCGCCAAAUCUGGAAAUUGUGACAUGAUCCAGUUGUUGGUCGACUAUGGGGCCACAGUACCUCCUCUCCAUCGCAGGUCCAACCAUCCGUUGAUCGUUGCGGCGCAGAACAACCAUAGGCAGGCAGUGGAAAUGCUCGUCAAGGUUGGGGCUGAGUCGAAAUCCGAGAACAGCCGAGGGAGCGCUGUCGAUGGGCGAAACGAGGUGGCUCAAUUCCUCCUGGAUUCCGGUGCCAGUACUCAUGCAGUCGGGAAGAAAUUCUCCGGUUUGACGGCCCCACGAUCAGGGAACAUGGUCACAGUGCGACUAUUUCAGUUGUAUGGCGAGAAUAUCGACCAGACGACCGCCGAUGGCCGAACGCCGUUGCAGAUCGCUCUCGAGGAAUUCAGUCCGCCGGAUGUCAUACACACCCUUCUCGAAUCCGGCGCAAACCCGGACCGAAAAGGAAGGGGUGGGUUCAGUGCGUUGCACACGCUCAUUGUCUUGAAGAGACAUGAUUUGCUGGAAACACUGCUUGCGGCCGGUGCUUCGUUAUCCACGGCAGACGACAAAGGCAACACGCCGCUGCUGCUGGCAGUCUCGGUAUCCAACACCAGGGCAGUGGAACUGUUUUUGCGGUGCAAAGCGGAUCUUUCAGCCAAGGACAAUUUUGGGCGGAGUCCGCUGCAUGUUGCUGCAGGCCAUGGCUCCGCGAAUAUCUUGGGGAUGCUUCUCGAUGCGGGUGCCGAUGUCACUGUGACUGAUAACCACGGCCGCAUCCCGCUGCACUAUGCGACCAUGACUGGAAACGCCACAGCGUUCAAAGCAAUUUUGUUCAAGCAUGAAAAGGACGAAACUGACUAUCUGAUCCCAUCACGGUCUGGCCGAACGGUCCUGGAGAUGGCAGUCGAAGGCGGUCACGUAGCCAUUGUUGAGAUGCUGAUCGAGAGAGGCGUCGAAGUCGGGAAUGAACAAGAAGGUUAUACAUCACUGCAUGCAGCUGUUGCCAACAAACAUCUCGAGAUUGCAGAACUCCUCUUGUCUCAUGGUGCCGAUCCCUUGCUCCUCGACGAUUACGGCCGUACCCCUCUAGACUUGGCAUCCGCCAAUGGAGAGACACUGAACAGACUGCUAAGCAGCUGCGAUGUCACGUACAUACCCACCGACGAAGAGACACAAACCGCAAAGUUGAAAGAUAGCGUCGUCCGCUUCGCGACUGGCAUUUUGAUCGGCCAGACUGGAGACUAUUACAAGCUGGCGAAAUGUCUCGUUUACCUAGGUAACGGUGAUGCAGCACGUAGCGUAUUCACGCAAGCGGCCAGGUCAGGUAUCAAUGAGGAGGAUCUCCGAUACUCCAUGGCCUGCAACGUAUGUCGGAAGCGUUUAAAGGAUGAUGGAUGGUCCGAGGUGAUGGCUCUGAUCUGCCGUAACUGCCACGACCUCGACUUGUGCAACUGGGGGGAUGGAUCUCCGUUCCUAGGGUUCUCGAGUAAUGCCGGCUUCACUGUGUGCACCAGCUCUGCUCACUAUCCUCAAGCCACCGCCGACUGGGAAGACCAGCUCCGUCUUCUGAUUGCAACGUAUUCGUGA